Molecule: messenger RNA, 673 nt
Organism: Telopea speciosissima
Lineage: Eukaryota; Viridiplantae; Streptophyta; Magnoliopsida; Proteales; Proteaceae
Product: nifU-like protein 4, mitochondrial
Biological process (GO): iron-sulfur cluster assembly
Cellular component (GO): mitochondrion
Molecular function (GO): iron-sulfur cluster binding; iron ion binding
Source: RefSeq, a predicted model, not a curated record
AAUCUGCUAUUCUUAUGUGGAUGCGUAUUUAACAGGACAGAAGAGGAGCAUGUUUAUUCAAACCCAGUCAACACCAAACCCUUCGUCUCUUAUGUUCUACCCUGGGAAACCAGUUAUGGAAGUUGGAAGUGCAGACUUUCCAAAUGCUCGUUCAGCCAUGAAUUCUCCUCUUGCAAAAGCUCUCUAUGGCAUUGAUGGAGUUACUCGAGUAUUCUUUGGAUCAGAUUUAAUAACCGUGACAAAGUCAGAUGAUGUGUCUUGGGAUCUCCUAAAACCUGAAAGUUUUGCAGCAAUCAUGGACUUCUAUACUUCUGGAGAGCCACUGUUUCUGGACUCUAGUGUGGCAGCUUCCAUGGACACUGCUAUUCAUGAGGAUGAUUCAGAAACGGUUGCAAUGAUCAAAGAACUACUGGAGACUCGUAUACGACCAGCAGUGCAAGAUGAUGGUGGGGACAUUGAGUAUCGAGGAUACGACCCAGAAUCUGGAGUGGUCAAACUAAAGAUGCAAGGAGCUUGUAGUGGCUGUCCUAGUUCAUCUGUGACUCUGAAAUCAGGCAUUGAAAACAUGGUCAUGCAUUAUGUGCCAGAGGUUAAAGGUGUCGAGCAAGAACUAGACGAUGAAGAUGAAGCAGCAAAUGUUACCACCCAGAUGAAUUAACACCCAUUAAAUGGU